Messenger RNA from Syzygium oleosum, 2259 nucleotides. RefSeq lists its product as uncharacterized. The record is from RefSeq and is a predicted model, not a curated record. Bases 1 to 2259 code for a protein of 752 amino acids. The transcript is spliced from 2 exons. Gene Ontology annotation, molecular function: catalytic activity. NCBI's taxonomy places the organism in Eukaryota, Viridiplantae, Streptophyta, Magnoliopsida, Myrtales, Myrtaceae.
AUGGAGCCUCCUGGGAAUUCGCAAUCCUUGCCUUCGGCAAACACCAAGCUUUCUAAGACCCGUUUGCCUGGGUCCAAUGUUCGCAUUGAACAGUUAAACACCCGCACUAGCAGAGGGCGAUCUCGUUCAAAGCAACCCCGUGUUGCUCCAAACCCAAAAGAUGGUGGGUCUCUUAGUGCUGCUGCUGGACCCUCAACGUCCCAACCUCCGGACGGUAAAGGACAGCAAGGAGGCUACCAGAACAGAAUUAGGACCUCCUCUAAGGGACCAAGUCGGGAGCCAAAACCCGCAAUGCGAUCCUGGGCUGCCAUUACAAGGACAGAUGAGAAAGGUUAUAACCUCUCUUAUGUUCCUCCUUCCACUAUAAAUGGUAAACCAUUGGUAGAAAUUUCUGAUGCUAUCCUUGAGGAUGCCAACCCGAAAUGGAGGGAAUGCCUGGUUGGAUAUUAUGUGGGUAAAAAACUGCCCUUCAAACUAACCGAGGAGUUGGUUAAGAAAAUGUGGGGACCAUACGUUGUAGAUGUUAUGGCUAACGAUGAAGGAUUUUUCUUCUUUCACAUUCCGGAUGAUUCCUUUCGCCGGAGAAUCAUUGAUGGGGGCCCUAUUACUCUUCUUAGGGUACCAAUGAUACUACAACAAUGGCACCCGGGCUUGGAACUUAAACAAGGGCAGCACGAAGCUCUUCCUGUUUGGGUCAGGUUAAGGUCGAUCCCGUAUGCCCUCUGGUCUGCUUCCGGAAUUAGUGCAGUGGCUAGCGCCAUUGGGAAACCUUUAUAUGUUGAUUUGCAGACAGAACAAAUGAAAAGGAUCUCCUUCGCCAGGGUAUGUAUUGAGAUUAAGGCCUCUCAGCCUCUUGCCGACUCAGUUGAUGUCAUGCUUAAUGGAACCUUGCGCCCCAUCAAAGUUGAAUAUGAAUGGAGACCAAAGGCAUGUGAAACCUGUGGCAUUUUUGGCCACAAAUGUGAGCCUACCAGAAAUGUCUCUACUGUGAUCCCGAAGGCUCCUUCCACUGUUAGUGCCGUAGUGGCUCCUCAACAAUCGGAAGAGGGAUGGGUGAAUGUGCAAACAAAGAAGGGUAACUUGAAACACAAGGACCCUCCUCCAUCGAUCCCCAUUCAGACGGACAUGGUGGCGUCACUUUUGACUUCGAAUUUGGAGGAGACGUCCAUAUUGAAUCAUAACGACCUGGAUCGGUCACUCCAGGCCACCCCGGUGGCGUCUUCUGAUUCGGAAAGUGACAAUGAAGUUGCUAGUGAGAUAGGUAGUGAUGAGGAUGUGCCACUCCCUUCCAUUGACCCUCCUCUUUUGCGAGGGAGAGCGUUGCCAGCUCCAAAGAAGGAUCACAGCCCUAUGGUUCGUGAGCCUAGCCCCUCAGUCCAGCAACAUGCGGCUGCCCAAACUAUCCCAGCCCCUGAGAGUAGUCCGUCCACAGAAAAGAAGGCCAUCCCGAAAUCCUCAAAGAAACGGGUUGGCAAGAAAAAGAGGGGUCUAGUUGACCCCCUCAAACAAGCGGAAAUUAGAUCCUUUGUUAGAUCUAAUAACAUCUCUUGCCUUGGUAUUACUGAGACGAAAGUUAAUAUAUCCCUUUUUGAUGAUAUUUCGUCUGGGCUCUUACCUGGUUGGAAGUGGACGUCCAACUAUGAAUCUUCACCUCGUGGUAGGAUUUGGGUAGGUUGGGACACCCGGUUCAUUGAACUUAUGGUUAUAGCCUCCUCUGAUCAAGUCAUUCAUGGCAACCUGCGGCUCUUGCCCAUUAAUAAGUCUUGCAUCUUUUCGGUGGUCUAUGGUGAACACUCUUUUGGUUCCCGACGAGCUCUUUGGGCUGACCUUAUUCAGUCUAGUGCCUCUUUUAGUAAUGUUCCUUGGCUGGUGGCGGGGGACUUCAAUGCCAUUCGUACUCACUCCGACAGAGUUGGCAGCUCAAAUGCUUGGAUCCCGGCUUUUAAUGAGUUUGGUGAUUGCCUUGAUCAAGCAGGCUUGGAUGACCUUCGGUAUGUUGGACACAGAUUUACUUGGUCUACGUCCUCUGGGGAACUCCGUAAACAGAGGAAGAUUGAUCGUGCCCUUGUUAACGAGCAUUGGAGCAGUAUUUUCUCCUUCUCGGAGGCAUCUUUCCUUGCACCCGGAGUCUCGGACCAUACGCCUAUACUCAUCAGGCUUAUGACCCCCCCGAACUCCAAGAAGCCCUUCAAGUUUUUUAACUUCUGGUUGACACACCCGGCUUUCUUGACCAUCACUGCCCAGGCUUGGGAGGCAUGA